AUGCCCCAUCUAGCUAGGUGUUGUUCUUUGCCUUCGUGGCUUGGGCCGCGCCGUGCAUUCUUGGACGCCAUCAAGACCAUGCAUGGUGUCGCUGACGAGAGCGCCAAGGUGAAGCCAACACUAGUAGGAGAGCUCGCUGUUGACUUCGAGGUGGACUUGGAAGAGGACUCAGACCUCGGCGAUGCUCUCUAUGAAUACUUGGGCCUUGAAGGGGACGAGGGGGCCGCGGCUGAGGCAAAAGGAUUUAGGUUACUUGAAGAUGGUUACACGCAACUCCUUCGCAAGCUAGACCCUCAGGAGAGCCUCGUGGUCGCCUCGACAGCGUCUGAAUCUGACUUCCCUAUGGAAUGGAUCGACUUGUACGCGACAGCCUAUCUCAGGCUAGGCUCCUUGCUCAAGGCUGGACGCUUUCAUUGCUCAGCUGGAGGGGCCUUCCUCAGGGCUGUUGCAGUGGUGGCGCCCUCUAGGACAGACAUUCUGGUCACUCGUGUGAGGCGAGUGCAUUUACUGCACUCGUUAGCCGAACUAGAGGGACGUAGAGUGAGUUCACCUCCUGCUGAUGGGCAGGACAAGGGACCCUCGACAGAGUCCAUACUAGAGGACAGCCCCGCCCCGACCGGCUCCUCUCCUCGGAGUGUGGUGGAUGCUGGUCCCUCUAUAACUCGUCCCACUUCGGUAUCUUCUCUCGUGUCGUCUGACUCGGUAGCAGACGACCCCUCUAAGGGCGAUGGGGAGGAGGAGGAGGUGGCCUCGCUGAGCUACUCCGUGACAGAGUACGAGUCGCCCCGCUUGAAGUGGAGUCGUAGCCCAGAUCAAGGGAACAAACUGAACGAGUCUGAGGAGGGGGAGGAGUUUGGCGGCGAUCAGGGGAAAGGCAGUACUGAAGAGCCCUCCCGCCUAAGAGGUGUUAUUCCUCCCCCGGUCCGACCCUAUUCAGUGAGGCCCGGCAAAGACGAAGACGACGACAUGGGGUUGUCGGAUGUGAUACGAGAUAGUCGAGAUUAUGAAGAUGGCGAGCUAAUCACGACAGUCAGGGACUCCAUUCCAAACGGUUCUGGUGAAAUUGAGGAUAAUCGGCUUCGCUCCGCUCUGGCGAGUCGAGCAAACAGGACCUUAUCGUCGAGCCAAGGGGGACGUAAAGCGCCUGUGAAUGGUAUCAAUAUGCGUUGUGGUUUCGCCUCUGUAGAGGAGCUUGAGGCGGCUCUUAAGAAAAAGAGAGAGGCGCUCAGACUAGAUGACCCCGAUGCCGGUCUGCGCAUAGACGCCCAAGUGGCCCAGUCGCGAUCCAAAGUUAUUACCGGCCGGUCAGCCUUCUUCCCAGAGCUGCGGGCUAGGGUGUCUGAAAUGCAGCAGAGGAUGGAGGCCCUGAGGUCCUCCCCUGAUGAGGCUUCCAAACUUGCCUCCGGGACCGGCGAUCUCGAGGAGACGAUAGCGAGGUCCUUGGUGUGGGAUGGGAUGGACCCGGUAGAGGCGCGGAUGAUGGCUCGGAAGGUCGAUAAGAAGAGGGUCAGCCGCGUUCUGCAUCGGCUAUCGACCUAUUCAAGAGGACUAGGCGGAGAUAGUGGUGCUUCACAUGGAGAGCUAGCAACUUCCGUGUGCGCACUGGCCGGCCGUUAA
This is a messenger RNA of Perkinsus marinus ATCC 50983, 1617 nucleotides long. RefSeq lists its product as hypothetical. Lineage: Eukaryota; Perkinsozoa; Perkinsida; Perkinsidae. The coding region runs from base 1 to 1617 and encodes 538 amino acids. The record is from RefSeq and is a predicted model, not a curated record. The transcript has 6 exons.